Molecule: messenger RNA, 501 nt
Organism: Heterostelium album PN500
Lineage: Eukaryota; Evosea; Eumycetozoa; Acytosteliales; Acytosteliaceae
Exons: 2
Coding region: 1-501 (166 amino acids)
Source: RefSeq, a predicted model, not a curated record
AUGAAUAACAGUAAUAGUUAUAUCAACAACAACAACAACAACGAAAAUAUUAACAACUAUAUUAGCAAUAACAACAACAAUAAUAUAAACAGUUAUGCUAAUUCUAGAAAUAAGAGACUAAAUGAUGAUCAUUGGUCUUCUGAUGACGUUAAAUCAUACAGCAAUAACAACAACAACAACACCGACAGUAAUAAAAUACUCAUUCUCAAUGAGUAUCAUGUAAAUAGCCUAAAGAAACAGAGAGUUGGCUAUGCACAAACAGACAACGAUGUCAAUUGUCAAGUUAUUUUAAGUGAUACGUUGACAACAUCAUCACCAUCGCAAUCGCCAUCCUCAACAAUGACAUCUAGCUCUAUCAAUAGACAACAGAGUAAUCUCUCUUUUGGACAUCAUCAUGAGCUGAUAUUAGAUCGACCACAAACCAGCAACAACACCAACAAUCGACCACCACCACUUCCACCACCACCUUCCUUUUUGAAAAGAGCAGCACUCAAACAUUAA